Molecule: messenger RNA, 2584 nt
Organism: Salvia hispanica
Lineage: Eukaryota; Viridiplantae; Streptophyta; Magnoliopsida; Lamiales; Lamiaceae
Product: putative serine/threonine-protein kinase At1g54610
Biological process (GO): protein phosphorylation; positive regulation of transcription elongation by RNA polymerase II
Cellular component (GO): cyclin-dependent protein kinase holoenzyme complex; nucleus
Molecular function (GO): ATP binding; RNA polymerase II CTD heptapeptide repeat kinase activity
Source: RefSeq, a predicted model, not a curated record
CAAGUCUUCAUUUUUGACUUCCAAUAAAAUUCUAAAAUAUCUACAGAUUCUCCAAUCACCUUAUAUCUCCUCCAAAUUCUGGCCCACAAGUAGGAAUUGGAUUAGGAAUUUCAGGUGUUUCAGUUAUUUAUUGCUUUGGACUGUGCAAAGCUGAGUUCUUGAAUCUUUAGGUUUGAUGAUUGACUCUAAUUCAUCUUGUUAUUGAAUUUUAUGCUAUUGGGGUUACCAAAGUUUCGAUCUUUAUAAUAUCUCUGCUGAUUCUUGAAUUGGGGAAUUAUGGGGUGUGUUUGUGGGAAGCCAUCUUCAGCAGUUGAAGAUAGUGAGUUUAGCCCUAAACAGAGGGAGUUGAAUAGGAAGGCUUCAGAGCUGCGUUUGGCUAGAGGGGUUUCUUCGAGAAGGAGUGAGAGCUUCUCAUUGAAGGAGGGUUUGGAGAAGGGUGAUGUUAGAGUUGGAUUGAUUGAGAAGAAGGUUUGUGGGUCUAGGAAGGUGAGGGAUGAUUGUUGUGAGAAGAGGGGAGGGGGCUGUGAUGAUCUUGGUGGCAAUUUCCCGGACUUCGGGAGCCUCCCGAGGGCGGUGGAAGGCGAGCAGGUCGCUGCUGGAUGGCCGUCUUGGCUGGUCGCGGUGGCCGGGGAGGCUAUCCGAGGCUGGGUUCCACGGAAAGCCUAUACCUUUGAGAAACUUGAUAAGAUUGGUCAAGGGACUUACAGUAGCGUGUACAAGGGUCGGGAUCUCCUGACUAACAAGUACGUGGCUCUGAAGAGAGUGCGUUUCGAUAAUAUGGACCCAGAGAGCGUAAAGUUUAUGGCGAGGGAGAUUCUCAUUUUGAGAAGGCUUGAUCACCCGAAUAUCAUCAAGCUGGAAGGGAUAAUCACAUCAAAAACAUCUUCGUGUUUAUAUCUCGUGUUUGAGUACAUGGAACAUGAUCUCACCGGGCUUGCUUCACUACCCGGUGUCAAGCUCACAGAGCCGCAGGUGAAGUGUUACAUGAAGCAGCUAUUGAGUGGACUAGACUAUUGUCAUAGGAACGGUGUCCUGCAUCGUGAUAUCAAGGGCUCGAAUCUCUUGAUUAACAAUCACGGGAUCUUGAAAAUAGCUGAUUUUGGGCUGGCGAGUUAUUUUGAUAGUCACAACAAGAUCCCUCUCACAAGCCGUGUCGUGACAUUGUGGUAUCGGCCGCCUGAGCUUUUGCUCGGAGCGACUCAGUAUGGAGCUUCUGUCGACUUGUGGAGCGCUGGCUGCAUUCUCGGGGAAUUGUAUGCUGGCAAGCCCAUCAUGCCGGGUAGAACAGAGGUUGAGCAGCUGCAUAAGAUCUUCAAGCUUUGUGGUUCGCCUUCCGAGGAUUAUUGGAGAAAAUCGAAGCUACCUCAUUCACCCGUCUUUAAGCCUAUUCAGCCCUACAAACGACGGAUAGCUGAUACCUUUAAGGAUCGUCAUGAUGCUUCCGUAAGGCUGAUUGAGAUCCUACUCUCGGUCGAUCCUUCAGAUCGAGGGACUGCAGCUAGUGCUCUCGAGAGUGAGUUCUUCAAAACAGCUCCCGUUCCCUGUGAUCCAGCAAGUUUGCCCAAGUAUCCUCCCAGCAAAGAGAUAGAUGCAAAGCUGAGAGAAGACGAAGCAAGAAGGAAAGGAGCUUCCGGAGCUAAGGGACAGAAGGGCGACUGCAAUUCUAAAAAAUCGAGAGAAUUCAGAACUGUGGCAGGGCAUGAUCCCAAAGCCGAGUUAGCUAAGUUAAUGCCGGUGAGGCAGAGCCACGCGGACUCAAACAGCCGUAGCGGAUUUUUGAACGUUCAAAAGGAAGAUGUCGUUUCCGGUUUUGCAAUGGAUCAAUCAGGGCGGGAACAAGUUCUAUCCGAAAGGAGCAGAGAUCGUCAGCAAAAGCCUCGGGAGAGAGUGAUUUCUAAUUCCGGUCCUCUUGUUUCCACCAGAAACGGUGCUCCACGAGCAGAGUGCCGAGACAGUUUAGCUUCUCAGCACGUCGAGGCUACAAAUCAGGCAGGCAGGUUCUCGCAGUCGUUUUGGGAAGCCGUGAGAAGGCACGACAAGAGACGACAGGAGGCUACGAACCAAGCUGAAUACGGAAGAAUCAACACGAAAGAAACCGUCUUGGACGGGCACGGCCAGAAGGAGAGAAAGAUCCAUUUCUCGGGCCCUCUCCUCGCUCCAUCGAACAACAUAGAGCAGGUGCUGAAAGAGCACGAUCGCCGGAUCCAAGAAGCUGCUCGGCGUUGGAGGCACGAGAAGACGAGGGGUGGUAGAGUUCGGCCUCAUGAGACGCAUCCGUCGUCGUACGUCCCGACUCGAAGUGCCGGCUAGCCCCGUGCCGUCGGGAUCUAUACAUGCGUAUAUAUUCAUACAUAUAGCAAGUGUUUCUUUCACAUGCGUAAAUUGUGUACAGAUUGUGAGGAUUGGUUUUUUUUUUUGUUGGAUUGAUCCAAUCUCUAAAUGAAGAGCAGUUGUUUAGAUUAUGUUUUGAAGUAGGAAGGGUACUUGUUCUUGAUGAGAUUGGGUUGUUCAAUUAGUGCUCAUAUUUUGUUAGAUGCUACUGUAUUUUUCUAUUCUAUAAAUGAUUUUACUCUAAAAUUAAUCA